GAGAACCGCCAUUGUUUCUUCAGAUCAGAAAUCUAUCACGCCGCUAGAACUCUCGACAUUGAUCACGCAAGUGUCAUUAACGGCGGAAGGGCAGGGCUCGCCCCUGCGGAGAUUUAGAACUUCUCUGCUUGGAUAAGAAGCAAUGGCAUCUCGCUUACAACUUCCAGUGGAUGAGUCAGUUCUUUUACGUCUAACUCAUUCUAAUCUCAAGACAUUUUCAGCUGAUGCUAGAUUCUCACUCGAGAGCACAAUAGAAGCUGUUAAAGACAAAAUAUGGAAAAAAUGUGGCACUGCUGUUACUUCAAUGUGUCUUGAACUAUAUGAUGAGUCUGGUGCUAAAGUAUCAGACCUAAGUGAUAAUUCGAGACCUCUUGGCUUCUAUUCUCCACUAGACGGAUAUCGCGUGCAUGUAAUAGAUCUUGAUCCAUCAUCUGUAACAUCUGGUGGUUGGCUGGAGGAUACUUCACUGGUGGAGAAAUACAAGAUUUCUGAUGAAGCAUAUGACAAACUUGAUGGUACAUACAGAAAGUUUAAGGAGAAGCUUGUACCUCAAAGUAGUUCUGCUCAGGGAUCUAAAAUAAAUGAUGAUUAUAUGAAAGAAAUUUGUGCAAAUACCAAGGUCGGAGAUAGGUGUCAAGUUGAACCAGGGGAAAAAAGGGGUGUUGUGAAAUUUGUGGGUAGGGCGGAAACACUUGGACCUGGCUUCUGGGUUGGAGUUCAAUAUGAUGAACCAUUGGGCAAACAUGAUGGCAUGGUGAAAGGGACAAGAUUCUUCAAGUGCCCCCCACUCCACGGUGCCAUGGUUAGACCCGACAAAGUAAAGGUUGGAGAUUAUCCUGAACGAGAUCCCUUUGAAGAAGACGAAAUAUAAGAGCGAUCUCAGUACACACCAUUUCCGAACUGGUCUUGAUGGUUGACUGGUUGGGUAUGGACUCAUUGCAUGUGUCCACCUUUUUAUUUUUGGAGACAUCAUGUUUUUGUAACAAAGUUAUAAGAUCUUGCAUUCCAUGAGCCUUUUGAACCAUCUGAACAUUUGUUUCACAUUGUGAAUCUAUCGAUCGAUCGUGUUAUCAAAAAAUCUUAUUACU
Cynara cardunculus var. scolymus (artichoke) is the source of this 1088-nucleotide messenger RNA. Its product is annotated as tubulin-folding cofactor B. NCBI's taxonomy places the organism in Eukaryota, Viridiplantae, Streptophyta, Magnoliopsida, Asterales, Asteraceae. The coding region runs from base 143 to 871 and encodes 242 amino acids. The transcript has 10 exons. Gene Ontology annotation, molecular function: alpha-tubulin binding; microtubule plus-end binding. Gene Ontology annotation, cellular component: nucleus; cytoplasm; microtubule plus-end. The record is from RefSeq and is a predicted model, not a curated record. Gene Ontology annotation, biological process: post-chaperonin tubulin folding pathway; tubulin complex assembly; cytoplasmic microtubule organization.